Molecule: messenger RNA, 1305 nt
Organism: Apodemus sylvaticus (European woodmouse)
Lineage: Eukaryota; Metazoa; Chordata; Mammalia; Rodentia; Muridae
Gene: Gtf3a
Product: general transcription factor IIIA
Exons: 9
Cellular component (GO): nucleus
Source: RefSeq, a predicted model, not a curated record
GGGGUGGGACCUGGAGCCUUUGCGGGCCGCGUUCCCGGAAGUUUGGAGUCUCUGGGCUCCGGUAGCUCGUGUCCGGCGUUCCCGGGACGGCACGUGGCUGCCCCGCCUCGGCCCCGGCUGGAUAGCAUAGCCCUGGAGCUGCAGGGAUCAGUGGCGGAAGCGGUGUCGUCCCUGACCAUCGCGGACGCGUUCGUCGGGGCCUGCGAGGGCCCCGCCCCGUCGCGCCCCGCGCUCCCCGCGCUCCCCAGCAGGUUCAUCUGCUCCUUUCCCGACUGCAGCGCCAGUUACAACAAAGCCUGGAAGCUAGACGCGCACCUGUGCAAGCACACGGGGGAGAGGCCGUUUGUUUGUGACUAUGCGGGCUGUGGCAAGACCUUCAUCAGAGACUACCACCUGAGCCGGCACGUCCUGAUUCACACCGGAGACAAGCCGUUUGUUUGUGCAGAUGAUGGCUGUAAUCAGAAAUUCAGCACAAAGUCAAACUUGAAGAAACACGUUGAACGCAAACAUGAACAUGCACAGAAACAGUAUGUGUGCAGUUUUGAAGGUUGCAAGAAGGCCUUUAAGAAGCACCAGCAGCUGAGAAGCCACCAGUGCCAGCACACCAGUGAGCCGCUCUUCAGGUGUACCCACGAGGGAUGUGGGAAGCACUUUGCCUCCCCCAGCAGGCUGAAGCGGCACGGGAAGGUUCACGAGGGCUACCUGUGUCAAAAGGGAUGUUCCUUUGUGGGAAAAACGUGGACGGAGCUUCUGAAACACAUGAGAGAAGCCCAUAAAGAGGAAGUAACCUGCACAGUAUGUCAGAAGACGUUCAAGCGCAAAGAUUACCUCAAGCAACACAUGAAGACUCAUGCUCCGGAGAGGCCCGUGUACCGCUGUCCGCGGGAAGGCUGCGGAAGAACCUACACAACCAUGUUCAACCUGCAGAGCCACAUUCUCUCCUUCCACGAGGAAGAGCGCCCGUUUGUGUGUGAGCACGCCGGCUGUGGCAAGACGUUUGCAAUGAAACAAAGCCUGAUGAGACACAGUGUCGUGCACGAUCCCGACAAGAAGAGGAUGAAGAUCAAAGUAAGACCGCCUCGGGGGAGACGCAGCUUGGCCUCUCGCCUCAGUGGGUACUGCCCUCCCAAGAGGAACCAAGAGGCAGACUACUGCUUGCCCAACUGCACGGAGUCCAGCAGCGCGGAAGACAAGCUGCGCCCCACAGCCGGUUUACUCACUGUCUGCUAGGCGGGCAGACUUGAGAGCAGCCAGCGGAGGCCUCUGGAGAAGCCCGCACUUCUUAUUAAAAUCACCGACACACAA